Messenger RNA from Protopterus annectens (West African lungfish), 4427 nucleotides. RefSeq names its product serine/threonine-protein kinase D3. NCBI's taxonomy places the organism in Eukaryota, Metazoa, Chordata, Ceratodontiformes, Protopteridae. The coding region runs from base 801 to 3476 and encodes 891 amino acids. The record is from RefSeq and is a predicted model, not a curated record. Gene Ontology annotation, molecular function: protein serine/threonine kinase activity; ATP binding. The transcript is spliced from 19 exons. Gene Ontology annotation, biological process: protein phosphorylation.
UUGCACCCCUUCGUCUCAGGCACGGGCACAGCUGGAACGGGAUAAUAUGAUGCGCGUGAACCAACACGGAGUUGACUUGACGGCGGAAUGAAAAGUUUAUAGUAGCAUCAGCAAGCGACUAAGUAGUAGUUGUUUACUGUGGAUGCAGUGUGGAGUAUUAUGUAUUUUGCUCGCGCUCCAUUUAUCAACGAAUAUUAAUUCUUGCCAGGCUCAAGUGAAUCUAUGAAGAGUAGCUGUUCAAAAUAACAGAAUGGACAAAAUUGUACAAAGAGAAUUAAGUUUCGGGGAUUUUUGGCAAUCAACAGAAACAACUUGCAUUUGAUGGACUGCAGUACUGGAUUUGUUGUCUUCGAAUGAUUUAGCGAGAUGUAACACGCACAAUAAAGAAAUGAAUUUUCCGUCAGUGGACCCUUGCUACCAGGAUCCAGUCUCUGUGCAAUACAUCAAUGUUUCCUUAUAGACUGUACACUGUGGAUUACCAGAAAAGACUAAACAUUUGUGUGAUUGUUAUAGUUUUGCAGUUGCUCUGGAUUUUAAAGUGAUUUUGUAGGGUUGUAAAUGUACAGCCCUUGUAGCCUCACAGAAGAUGGUACUGAUUCUGCUGAGCUGGUGUAUUGAUUCUAGUGUGAACCAUCCUUCUAAGUGAACUGGCAAAAAAGACUGCAGUGGAGAUGCUGCUUGUGGUUUGUAAACCAGGACCAAGAGUUUGCUGAACUUCAUUCUACACUCCCAGUUCCCUCUACUCGUCUGCAGACCAAGAGUUUAAGUUAAGCUGCUAGAGAUCAGCACAGCUAAAACAGAUGUCAGCCAGUAGCAGCUCUUCUCCCCCCUCCUUGCAGAAAUUCUGUCCUCAUGGAUUACAGGCUGUUGUGCCACAAAUACCCUUUCCCUCCCCCAGCCCUCCAACUGCCCUGUACAGCCGUCUCUCAAACGGUAGUCUUGGUGCCCCCAGCCCUACCAAUUCACGGGGCUCCUUUCAUGGGGUCUCAUUUUUACUUCAAAUAGGAUUGACCAGGGAGACAGUAACCCUAGAGGCCCAGGAUAUGUCUCUUUCAGCUGUUAAAGACUUGGUAUGCUCAAUCGUAGAUCAGAAGUUUCCUGAAUGUGGUUUCUUUGGCAUGUAUGACAAAAUACUGCUUUUUCGUCAUGAUCUGAACUCUGAAAACAUCCUUCAACGACUAACAUCAGCAGAGGAGAUCCACGAAGGAGAUCUGGUUGAAGUUGUUCUUUCUGCACUGGCAACAGUAGAAGAUUUUCAGAUCCGUCCUCAUGCACUUUAUGUGCACUCUUAUAAAGCACCUACAUUCUGUGACUACUGUGGGGAGAUGCUGUGGGGACUUGUACGACAAGGGCUUAAAUGUGAAGGUUGUGGCUUAAAUUACCAUAAACGAUGUGCCUUUAAGAUACCAAAUAAUUGCAGUGGUGUGAGAAAAAGGCGUUUGUCAAAUGUCUCACUACCAGGUCCUAGUUUGUCGCUUCCAAGACCAAUUCAAGUAGAACAUGUCCCACCUGCCACUGAAGAGCGUCCUCUGCUAGAGCCAAGUAAAAGGAUACCUUCUUGGAGUGGUCGACCCAUAUGGAUGGAAAAAAUGGUACUCGGAAGGGUGAAAGUCCCUCACACGUUUGUUAUUCACUCGUAUACUCGUCCUACAAUUUGUCAGUACUGCAAACGCCUCCUCAAAGGGCUGUUUCGUCAGGGCAUGCAGUGUAAAGACUGCAAGUUUAACUGCCAUAAGCGAUGCGCUUCAAAAGUGCCCAGAGACUGUCUUGGUGAAGUGGUUUUCAAUGGAGAGCCUGUCAGUCCAGGUCCUGACUCAGACAUGCCUAUGGAAGUGGACAGUAUUGACCUGAACAGUGACUGCAGCAGGAGUUUAGAUGAUCCAGAAGAGCCCUCCACUCCAGAUGACAAAAUGUUUCUUCUUGACUCUUCAGAUUUGGAUGGAGACAGAGAUGAAGAAACCAUCAAGGCCAUUAGUCCUUCUACAAGCAAUAACAUCCCGCUGAUGCGAGUAGUACAGUCCAUCAAGCACACAAAGAGGAAGAGCAGCACUAUGGUGAAGGAAGGGUGGAUGGUUCACUACAGCAGCAGGGACAAUCUGAGAAAAAGACAUUAUUGGAGGCUUGACAGCAAGUGUCUUACACUGUUUCAGAAUGAAUCUGGGACCAAGUAUUAUAAGGAAAUUCCACUGUCUGAAAUCCUGCAGGUCGAUCCAGCUCGGGACUUCUCAAAUUUGGCACUGGGUGGCAACCCACACUGCUUUGAGAUAAUUACAGAUACAAUGGUGUACUAUGUUGGGGAGAACAACGGUGGGAAUUGCCCAAAUCCAGUGCUAAUAGCCUCUGGAGUUGGAUUGGAAGUAGCGCAAAGCUGGGAAAAAGCAAUUCGACAGGCCUUGAUGCCAGUUACCCCCCAAACGAGUAUCUGUGCUACCACAGGACAAGGGAAAGAUCACAAUGAGUUAUCUAUCAGCAUCUCCGUAUCAAACUGCCAGGUUCAGGAGAAUGUGGAUGUCAGUUCGGUCUACCAGAUCUUUGCUGAUGAGGUACUAGGAUCUGGGCAGUUUGGAAUUGUUUAUGGAGGUAAACAUAGGAAAACAGGAAGAGAUGUUGCAAUUAAAGUUAUUGAUAAGAUGAGAUUUCCUACUAAACAAGAAAGCCAGCUUCGCAAUGAAGUAGCUAUUUUGCAGAAUUUGCACCAUCCUGGUAUUGUGAACUUGGAAUGUAUGUUUGAAACUCCUGAGAGGGUGUUUGUUGUCAUGGAAAAGCUUCAAGGUGAUAUGCUCGAGAUGAUCCUGUCCAGUGAAAAGAGUCGACUUCCUGAGCGCAUUACAAAAUUUUUGGUCACACAGAUUCUAGUGGCUCUGAGACAUUUACAUUUUAAGAACAUUGUACACUGUGACCUUAAGCCAGAAAAUGUUCUGCUGGCCUCUGCGGAUCCUUUCCCUCAGGUUAAACUGUGUGAUUUUGGAUUUGCUCGUAUCAUUGGUGAAAAAUCUUUCAGGCGUUCUGUAGUAGGCACUCCAGCCUACUUGGCACCAGAGGUCCUCAGGAGUAAAGGUUACAACCGGUCCCUUGAUAUGUGGUCAGUAGGGGUCAUUAUAUAUGUCAGCCUCAGUGGCACGUUCCCAUUUAAUGAAGAUGAAGAAAUUAAUGAUCAAAUUCAGAAUGCAGCAUUCAUGUAUCCACCAAAUCCAUGGAGAGAGAUUUCUAGUGAAGCAAUUGACUUAAUAAACAACCUCCUGCAAGUAAAAAUGAGAAAGCGUUACAGUGUUGACAAAUCUCUUAGUCAUCCAUGGCUACAGGACUACCAAACUUGGCUUGAUCUUCGAGAAUUUGAGACCCGUGUUCAGGAACGUUAUAUUACCCAUGAGAGUGAUGAUGCACGUUGGGAAGAAUAUGCAGAUGAACACAACCUGUUGUACCCCAAACAUUUUAUCAUGGCACCUAACCUGGAUGACGUGGAAGAAGAUCCAUAACUGAGGAAGGGCUGUGCAUUUUUUUACCUUCAAGAAAUUACUUCACUCUGAUAUGAGCACUAUCUCUGAAAUGAAGUCACAGAUAGCUUCUGAAAUCUGUGUAGCAGCAUUUGCCCUUUGAGUCUUGUUCAGCUGGUUCAGUACAUGACACAUGGGAAGACAUGCUUGUAUAACCAGCGAGAUUUUGUAUGAUCAACAUGAAGCAUGUAAAUGGUGCUGGAAUCAUUGGUUACUGUUACUGAGUGUACUAAACAUGAACUUGAAUAAAUGGUCAGAACUUUAGCCUUUUGUAAUAUAUUACAAACCAAAUAUGGCUGCCAUGCUACCAUUUACAUACCCACUGCUGUCAAGUCAUAUGAACUGUAAUUUCGCAACGUGCAGUAUUACGAGUAGACACUCCUGUUUCUGUAAUGUGCAAAACAUGCACAGCAAGGGAAAGCCAUGCACAUUGACAUUGGUAAGGGCUUCAAUGUACCAAAUCAGUAAUGGAAAAAGAAAUGCAAGGAAGACCAGCAACAGUUCAGAUAUUGGCUGUUUGCUUCCAGGUGUGUGUUUACUCCUUUCCCCCAAAGCACAGAGGCUGCUAAAGGAGUCCUAGGAUUUCUGACUGCAAAUAUGAACUGCAUCUUUCUGGUUCCGGACUGGUUCAUGUUCCAGUCAGUGCGGCCUAUUUUAUGGACAGACACUGAAUCAUUUUACACAUUUAAUACACAAUUCUAAAACUGACAAUCAAGACUGUGGUAGCGUUUUGAACUGAAACCACCUUUUGUUACUUACAGAUUAACUGGAACUUAUUUUUUUACCUUUGUGUAUGAGAUUUUUUAAAGGUAAAAAACAGGAAUUAUUAUUUGCACUUGUUUUUGUUCUUGAAUUACGGAAAGGGCUUGUCAGUGGUAUUUUAGAAGCAGGUUGCAGGUAUGUAGGAAAUCUGAAUAAACUAAUAGCAACUCA